CCUCGCCCGCCUCUCUCUCUCUCUCUUCUCUGUCACUCUCACUCAUUCUCUCUUUCUCUCAUCUCUCUGACCAAUCAAUCCAGUUCAGGACACACGUCCUGUAUAGCAUCAUAUACAGCCUCUUGCCUUCCCACUUCACACCGUCCAGCGGCAUGACACAUAUACAUCGUAGGUAGGAAUCAAGGCCAUAUUGGCUGUAAGAAGGGCAAGGAAUAGGAGGGAUCAUCAUCAAUUUCCAGAUUGCGACGUUUGCCGGGACAAUCGAUCUGCUUCCUACGAAGUGUUUACCUGUAUACGUCCCAAGCAUUGCCAGAAGCAGCAGCAGCAGCAGCAGCAGCAGCAGCAGCAGCAGCAGCAGCAGCUGCUGAAAGGGGGUUUUGAAUAAUAGCCUCGCAAAGCCCUUGAGAGUCUGCUAGGAAUAUCCCACCUACACUCAUCACCGUUCACCAUGGCUCAGAUCAUUCCCCCUCUUACCACUCUUCCCUCCGACUCAUCCGCCGCCCCUUCUGUCGAAGACAUACAGGAUCGACUUCCCUCCAUUUGCGUCGACUACCUCUCACAUGAUUGGUCAGAAGAGGAUGUUUGGGCAUCAUGGCGGAACAUGACUCGUCACAAGCACGAGAUUGCCAAUGGUGUCAGAUUGGAGAACGCAAGUUGGCGGACAUGGCAAAAGCAGCGUAACAAGUUGAAGACGAUCAGUCCGGAGACUUUGAAUUGGCUCAAAGACUCUGAUGUGACUUGGUUAUAUGGCCCAUUACAUACGGCCAAUGUUGAGGCCGUCCCUGCUCCCAAGGCGGCUUCAACAGACGAGCGACUGGGGAUAGACGUACCAGUCCAUGUGCCCGGAGCCAGUGCUUCAGCAACAGGCAAGAAACCAAUCCUUAAACAUCGCACCCUUUCCGAAAUGCUCUCCAUCACCAUGCCCGCUUCGCCUAUCCUUGAAUCGACUAGCCGCGACGAUGACGAUGAUGUCGACAUGCUCGAAGACGGGCCUGAUCGGCCCACUCCUCAGCGCACCAAAUCAGAUUCAAACAUUUUCAGGAAUCGCAAUCGACGGAAAAGUCCAACACGCAAUAGCAACUCGACAGGUGCAACACCGGGCCAAGCCAAUCUCAAUCUGCCACCGUUGAGCGCGACGUCGUCGGGUAAACGUCACAUCUCCUUCAAUACAUUUGUCGAACAGUGCGUCGCCAUCGACGAGGCAGAAGUUCAAAUGUCCUACGAGGAUGACUCCGAUGAGGACAUGCUCGAGAUGAGGUCCUCCAAUGUUGCCUCAUCCUCUCGGUCUAGCAUAUCAAGCGUCUUCACACCGGAGCACCUGACGAUCGCCAAGAUUGCUCCGACAUUGCUCAAAGUCAAUGGCGCUUAUGCCGCUGGACCCGAUGCACCUCAAAUGGUCUACGCUCCUCCUCCAGAAUACAUCUCCCCUCCUCUCAAUCAUCCCGCCUUUGAUUUCCCGAGUCCAGCCGUUCAACUCCAGAGACAGCAGCAGCAGCAGCAACCGCAACAAGAGCCAACGUCACCAUGGCGAGACGAAGAUGGAUACGGCAGUGUCGGCUACGAAUACUUUCAAGGCCCAGAUCUUGGCGAUGCGUCGCCAUCGUUCGCAUCCGGUGCAUCGAGUCUUGCAUCCUCAACUGUUAAAGGAUCACGAGCGAUCACACCUCCAGAUACGUCGCUGCAGAACUCUGGCUCCUCCUCCAGCUCGUCCCUCAACGCGCUUGGUACCAGUCCGAGCGGUACAUCCCAGCCCACACGUAGUAUCCUCAAAGUCCGUCCACCGGGCGCACCGACCCCACCGGAAGAGCAAGUAUCUCCACCUGCUACAGAGUUCAACUACUCUGUGGCGACAGGUAUAGGGGGCAUGCGAAAUGUUGGAGGCUACGAAUACCCCGCCGUGUCCAAUGAGGAGACUCGAGGGCGCAGUGCUGCUCGAUCAUCCUCCGUUCACGAGCGUUCCGCUUCCCGAGGUACAUCCACAUCCAGUACGAGCUCAAUCUCGCCCGGUACAGGCGCUGGUCAAGCGACACGCGCCGCACCCAUUGAUGCGCGAGGGCGAUCAGGCUCCAGACUAGGUGGUCCUGCAUCGCCUGGCCAGACUGCCCCCGUUGUUCGGCCACGUCGAGAAGACGAGAUGGAAGUCGAUGAAUCCUAUCAUCCUGCCCAGAGCGACACUCCGACCCCACAUUCUUCCCCCCAGAUCUCAUUGAGGUCGCUCAAGGAUGCAUCUCCCUCUUCUCUUCCUCAUACCUCUCCUCCUAUUCUCCGACCUCGAGACACCGACACCGAUUCAGAUCUGCCGACUCCUGAUGCCCCUGCUCGUGUGGAUGGAUCACAGGCUACCACAGGUCAUGUACCUACCAAUGCUCAACCCACCAUGUCCUUACCUGCCUUUGACGAUGAUGAGGAGAUGAUGGGUGAAGGCGGUGAUGGGAGUAGUAUCAUGGGUAGAGCGGCCAAUAUUGCCAAUACCGCCAAGGAUCUGCUUGGCGCCUUGUGGUAUGGUGCGAAUGAUCCCAGAGCAGCAGCAGGCCAGUCCGGCGGUCAAGUUGACCCUCAGAGGGGAUCUGUCAAGGGAUCUGGCCUCGGUGUUCAAGCCGACGGUCAGGCCGGUCAAACGGGUCAAGCGGGGAUCCCGAGGCAGUGGUUUGGGUCGGGAGACGCUUCAUCCCAGGAUCAACGACGAGUAUCGAGGUAGCCAGAGAUUUACGAGAUGGGACGGGAAAAAAAGGGAACGACACGCCAGAUAUCAUGCUUCAUAGUUGUCUGUUCUAAGGGAGAUCCAAGCGAUGCAAGCAUUGAAUUGUGUCAGGGCCGUACAUCACGCACCGUGAGGGAGCGGAACCAAAUAUUC
Molecule: messenger RNA, 2854 nt
Organism: Kockovaella imperatae
Lineage: Eukaryota; Fungi; Basidiomycota; Tremellomycetes; Tremellales; Cuniculitremaceae
Exons: 4
Coding region: 449-2698 (749 amino acids)
Biological process (GO): cellular response to glucose starvation; protein catabolic process in the vacuole
Source: RefSeq, a predicted model, not a curated record